AUCCUUAGCGUCGGGCGGAUCGCUAAUUACAUUCUGGAGGCUGGGUGUGAUAUGAGCAUUUGUGUAAAUUACAGUAGCCAAGCCAGAAGGAUUUAUUAAAUGAGCAGCUUUCUAGCCUCCCUCGGUUUGGAGAGUGACAAUGACAAAUAUUGGAGAAAAAGUUGUGUGCCUGGUUGCUUACCACAUAUUUUUCAUGCUGUUCGUCUGGUCAUAUUGGAAAACAAUCUUUACGCUACCAAUGAAUCCUUCAAAAGAAUGACAGAAGCUGGCAUUUUAUUCAGGAAGAUAUUCAAGUUUCAUCUAUCAUAUUCAGACAAGGAGUCCCUAGAGAGAGAGCCUAGAGGUGAAUCCCAGCAAGAAGUCUUGAGACGAGCAGCCAAGGAUCUUCCUAUCUAUACACGGACAAUGUCUGGAGCAAUCAGAUACUGUGACAGAUGCCACCUUGUAAAACCAGAUCGUUGCCAUCACUGUUCAGUAUGCGACAAAUGCAUUUUGAAAAUGGAUCAUCACUGUCCUUGGGUGAACAACUGUGUAGGAUUCUCCAAUUACAAAUUUUUUCUUCUCUUCUUGGCUUACUCGCUACUGUAUUGCCUUUUCAUUGCUGCAACAGAUUUGCAGUACUUUAUCAAGUUUUGGACGAAUGGCCUUCCUGAUACUCAAGCCAAGUUCCACAUCAUGUUCUUAUUCUUUGCUGCAGCUAUGUUUUCUGUCAGUUUGUCUUCUCUCUUUGGGUAUCACUGUUGGCUUGUCAGCAAGAAUAAAUCUACAUUAGAGGUAUUCAGAGCUCCCAUAUUUCGUCACAGAACAGAUAAGAAUGGCUUUAGCCUGGGCUUCAGCAAAAACCUAAGGCAGGUGUUUGGUGAUGAGAAGAAAUACUGGUUGCUGCCUGUGUUUUCAAGUUUAGGGGAUGGUUGCUCCUUUCCAACUUGCCUUGUUAAUCAGGAUCCUGAGCAAGCUUCCACACCUGGUGGACUUAAUUCAACAUCCAAAAAUGAGAACCAUCUGUUUCCUGCAAAGCCGUUGCGUGAUUCCCAGAGCCACCUACUUACAGAUACACCAUCUUGGUCAGAAACUUCUGCAAAGGCUGAAAAGGGCAAAGUUGGUAUGAGCAAUCCUGCAUUAACCAUGGAAAAUGAAACCUAAUUUCCCUUAAAAGAAACUUCUGAAUAUGUAAGGAAAGUUUAAGAACAAGCUGUUGUUGGAAGGAAGAUGCAUUCUUCCAAAUAUCAGCCCUGUUGGCCAGCUGCUCCUGUCUGCUCCUCUAUGGAUGUGCUCAGAAAACAAACUGACAGAUGAUUAGCUGUCUCCAUGUCACUGCUUGAAACACGAAACUAAAACAUACUACUUCUGAACCAUAUAAAGGAUGCUUCAACUUAAAAUUACUGGCUUUGAAUGGUGAAGAAUGAUUGAGUACUAGAAAGUGGAAAAAAAGAAGUAUCUGCAUUUACAAUUGUAAAAAUUCAAUGGCUGGUUUUGCUUUGAUAUUCAGCACAAGAAAAAUGUGACCUCCUUACUAUCAGUUCAUGUUCAUGGCUUGGUUUUGAUAAUUUACCUUUUAAUUCAAAUUGUUGUAAGUAGUUGACUUUAAAAUCAAAAUUUUGCACUACUGGCUUUAUGAACUGGGAGAACAGCCAGUGUUGAUUAGGAAUAGUUUAGUGGCUUGGUGGACUGUAUUUUCUUUUGAGCCCUUGAUAAGCAGUUUUUGAAGAUAAGGAGACCUAAGUGAAGUGUCUGACUAUUUUUGGAACAUUUUUUGGAAACUAUUAUUGUAAAAGCUCUGUGUUUCCUCAGGUCUGCCCUACCAAUAGUUUGAAAAGCUGUUGAGAAGGGAAAAAAAAUCUUUUGGCUAACUGAAUGCUACAGUGAGCCACUGCUCAGUGAGGCGAUAAAAAGCCUGUGUUCACAUGGGGAAUACAUAAAUGAAACUGGGCAGCUGGGGAUUUUGAUGGAAGCUUCACUGAACAGUCCUAUGAAAUGGGAUUUUAUUGUCCCAUUUUGAGCUCUUACCCCUUUGGGAAGCAAAUGUUGGCCCUGAACUUUGAUCCAAAAGGUUGUUUACCAACCUGUGUUAGUUACUGAAGGCCACUGUCUUUCAAGCUACUAAUUUCUUAUUAAUCAAUAUUUGUCUCAGAUUUCUUUUUUCACUUUUUCUUCAAGACACUGCCUUUCUUACUGCAUAACUUAAUGAAUGCCAUGUACAGUCAAGGAGACUUACUGCUAUAACUUGUGGUAUUUGCAUUUACAGGACAAUGGACUUUUGAUUGCAAUACCAAAAAGCCAAGCUGCUGCACAUAGGAAAUCCCAUUCAAUUAAGUUAGGAUUUAGCUAGCAGCUUUCUUAGGAUCAGAGUUUACUGACCAGAAUAAAAGAGGUAUUUUUGGCUUUCAAAGUCAAGAAAGUUUCAGCAACACAAAUCUAAUUGUCUUGUGCCUUUUGUAUACACUACAUUUACGGUAUCAGUGUUUACAUUUAAAUGCAAAUUUUUAUUCUGAAAACAACUUUAGGAGGAACUUAAUUAUGCAUUCUAGGAGGCUAGAUAAAAAGACAAGUCAAAAAGGAAAGGUGAAAACCUCUCAGACUAUGCUGAGUUCGGUUGAAACAGGGAAGUGCUGCUAUUAUCAAACCUGAGUUACUUAGUAGGUUGGUUCACAGUGUAAAGAUGCCAUUCAUUUCUUUAGGAAACUGGCAGCAAGACGAAGUGAUAUAAUUUUGAAAGCAAAAGAUACUAUCAACUCUUCUACCAGCAGGUAACUUCAAAAUUUGUUUCUUGGGUUUGCAACUUAAGUGAUAGCUGGUGUAGCAAAAUGUGGUGUUUUUUUUUUUUUCUCUAGUGAGGGAAAAGAUAUUUAAUUUUUUUUUAAUUAAAAAAUUUACCAGCCUGAAAACAUCUGCUUAUUGCCAGAAGUGCCAGAGUGUGGAUCCCUUGAUGUAGAACACCUUUUUUAAACUAGCAUGAAGGUAGCAUACAGUUUACAUGAUGCCUGCAGAGAUCUAGUUACCAAAAGAUUUUUUGCAGCUCUUUAUUCAGUGUUGUUCUGUCAGCUUACCUCAUAUUCAUGUUUGUUUAGAGGCAAACUUGUCAAGGGAUAAGGGGGAAAGGGAAAAUAUAUAUUUUUAACACUUCAGGUUCUCUAUCUGUAAAGUUUUGUUUUUUAUGCAGUUAGUCACAGGGUGGUUUGUCAUGGAGCAUGCAUUUAAAAAUACUGAAUAGAAAGUUGAAAUUCAGCUUUGGUGUAUAUUGCGCCGUAUUUUUGUGUAAAGACAAAAGAUUUCUUCCCCAGCAAAACGCAUCAUGGAAAUGGAUCUCUCUAAUACAGAUGUCAGUCUCUCUGUGUCCAGGGCUCUGAGAUCUCUCAGUAAGGCUGGGGAUCAGUGUAAAGAAAAGACAGGGAUAAGGGAUCAAGAAAUGCCUGGCUUCUCCAUGUCUCAGAAGUCACACUUGGAAAGCACAACAGCCCGAAAUAAUCUGCAGUUCUGUUGCAGCCAGAGGCUGUCCCCCUCCCAGAAAACUGCUGGAGGCAUGGGAAACAGACACUGAUGAAGGGAGGAGAAAGGCAAAGAAAGGAUGGCAGCUCAGUGGGAAACAUUGAGCAGAUCUGAGCCAGAGGGCUGUAGCUACAUCUCCUCUCUGGAAGAGCACUGGCGCAGGCUUUGAGGGCUCCUGGCAGUUCUCACUGUAUAGAGUAUGGACAAAAUCGAGCUAAUCAUGCUCCAAAGUAUAAUAUCUGAUGAUGUGACUGUACUCUUGGCUUUAAACUCUCUAAUGCUUUCUAUAACAAAGUGAAAAUUCUCUUUUUGACGUACUGGGCAUUGUCAAUGUUACAGUGCAGGCAGGAUAAUUUGUGAAGAAGUCAGGGUAGCAAGGAUGCAAUGUUGUUUUCUGCCUACACUGAUUCUCCUGUCCUUUAUAUUCUUGCUAGGCACUUUACUACAGCCUUUUAUGUAAUUUCUGUAUUUUUUUUAAGGAGUGCUUUUUACCUACUGUACAGUUACUAAUCUACUUUUUUGCUAAAAAGAAAAUAAUAUCCCUGAUAUUUGUCUAGAGGUAUAACUGCAUUUCAAGCUUUAGUGGAAACUGGAUGAGUUCUGCAGAGCCUCAGAUGAACCUGAGUCCCAAAUGACAACAGAGUUAAAUUUAUUUUGUAUAUAUGUAAACAGUCAUAUGAACCAUAGCUCCCUAAAUGUGUUUAAAAAAUUCUUUUAUUUGUAGCUUAGAACAAAUCCAAAACGCCUGCACCAGAAGUAGUCCACACAUACUCUAUAUCAGUAGAUGUAUUGGUGAUGGAGUACUCAAAGUCUUCACAGAGAACUAUUUUUGUUAAGAAAACGGAACACAAUCUUUGUGAGCAGUUAAGAUACAGCUGCUGUUAUGCACUUUAAUUCUUUAACUGGAGAGGAAAAAACACUGUCCAGUUUAGAUUACAGACUGAAAGUUCUUCAGUAGACUGUGGCUGGGCAGGUAAUGAAUGAAACAAAAAAUCACAGCGUGGCAAGGGUUGGAAGGGACCACCACUGGGGUUAUCUGGUCCCUGCUCAAGCAGGAUCAUCCUUAGAGCACAUUGCACAGUAUGAAAUACAGAUGGUUCUCAAGUAUCUCUUGUGAGGGACACUCCAGAAAGGAAACAAGUUUGUUUCAGUGUGGGGAAUGCUGUAGCUGGUUUUCAUCAUUAUUUGGACUGAGAGUUCUUCCUCUGGUUUGGUUGACUGGUAUGUGGAGGGGUGGGGGGAAAUAUAUUCCUACGUAAAUUUAGUGUAUAACUUUACUUGUUAACGCAUUGCUCACAUAA
Molecule: messenger RNA, 4787 nt
Organism: Hirundo rustica (Barn swallow)
Lineage: Eukaryota; Metazoa; Chordata; Aves; Passeriformes; Hirundinidae
Gene: ZDHHC2
Product: zinc finger DHHC-type palmitoyltransferase 2
Exons: 14
Coding region: 100-1143 (347 amino acids)
Biological process (GO): peptidyl-L-cysteine S-palmitoylation; protein targeting to membrane
Cellular component (GO): Golgi apparatus; endoplasmic reticulum
Molecular function (GO): protein-cysteine S-palmitoyltransferase activity
Source: RefSeq, a predicted model, not a curated record